Messenger RNA from Acytostelium subglobosum LB1, 2490 nucleotides. RefSeq lists its product as hypothetical. The record is from RefSeq and is a predicted model, not a curated record. NCBI's taxonomy places the organism in Eukaryota, Evosea, Eumycetozoa, Acytosteliales, Acytosteliaceae. The transcript is spliced from 2 exons. Bases 1 to 2490 code for a protein of 829 amino acids.
AUGAAGGCCAUUAAAGCAUUCUUCAAACCAACUACAUCACCAAAGCAUACAUCUGGACAGAAUGUUGCAGCUGACUUGUGCGAUUUGACUUUAGAUGAGAGUACUUAUCACUCGGCCAAACAACAGGAGCCAAGUUAUUCAUUGUUCUUCUCUCGUCUGGACUCAAAGCGUGUUCAACCUUUUGUCGGUCUGAAGGGCAACAACACUGCCAUUCACUUGGGCAACAAGUUCCAACUGACCUCGCUCCAGAUCGAUGCCGUCGUCAAUGAUGCCAGCGUCACAACCGUCUACACACAAAAGUAUCGCAACGGAUUCACCGAGCCGGUCGAGGCCAAGUACGAGAUGCCCUUGGCGCCAAACGCCGCCGUCUCCAACUUUGUCGUCACCUACAAUGACAAGGUGCUCGUCGCCCAGAUCAAGGAGAAGGCUCAGGCACAGAACGAGUACUCAGACGCCAUUGCCAGUGGAAACCAGGCAUUCAUGGUCGAGAAGAACAGCAGUGGCUCGUUCACCACGCUCAUUGGCAACCUGCCACCAACCGACGAGGUCACCGUGUCGCUCACCGUGGUAAGCGAGAUUGGCACCCAUCUCGACAGACUGCACUUCUGUCUACAUCGCUUCAUGUUCAUCCAGACGCCCUUUGACCUGGUGCUCAAGCUGGACGUCCAGUUGUCCGUGCCAAUCGAGUCGAUCACAUUCAAGGAUCACUCCACUGGAGUGGACACCACCGUCGAUGGACACAAUGGCAAGCUCACCUACACCACCUCUGAGGGAGUGCCAAAGAACAUCAUUGUGGACAUCAAGCCACAGCCAGUGGCACAGCCAUCAUACUUCCUUGAGAAGGGACCAACAGACGACACCUACGCACUUGGCCUCAACUUUUAUCCAAGAUUACAUGUGACUCCAGAUGAGGUCGACCAGGCUGCCGAGUACAUCUUUUUGGUCGACUGCUCAGGCUCAAUGUCUGGCUCUGUCAUUGAGCAGGCCAAGCUUGCAUUGGAAAUCCUGAUGCGUUCGUUGACCGAGCGUUCAAAGUUCAACAUCUGGUUGUUUGGUUCGGACUUUGUGUCUCUGUUCCCAGAGUCCAAGCUCUACAAUGAUGAGACCCUCGAUCAAGCCAGCAAGUACAUUGUCGGCAUUGAUGCCAACUUGGGAGGUACCGAAUUGUUGCCACCAAUGAAGGCCAUCCUUGGUAACCCAUACGAUCCACAAUACCCAAGACAAGUGUUCAUUCUUACCGAUGGUGAGGUCAGUCAACGUGAUGAGUUGGUGGACUUUGUUGGAAAGGAAGCCAACACAACUAGGAUCUUCACCUUUGGUAUUGGUGGAGGUGUGGAUAGAGAGUUGAUUGUCGGAAUGUCCCGUGCCUGCAAGGGUUACUACGAGUUCAUCCAGGACGAGAGUGAUAUGGAGGAGAGAGUGAUGACUCUGAUGAAUGUCGCACUGGAGCCAACCGUCUCCAACAUCAAGGUCGACUGGCAUGGACUUGAUGUGCUCCAGGCACCAAAGUUGAUCCGUCCAGUCUUCAACCUGGAGCGCAUGCUCAUCUAUGCGUUGAUCAACAAGAAGCCAUCAAAGUCGUCGGUUACCAUCACCAUCACUGCCGACGGUCCCACCGGCAAGGAGUUGGCUUACCCCAUCGAGGUCCACUUUGACACUGCCCAGACCACCUCGAACAAGCUGCACACCCUCACCGCACUGAUGGCCAUUCGUGACUAUGAGGAGGAGGAGCGCAAGGGAUCACAUACCAAGAACAAGGACAAGAUCGUCGCGUUGGGAUUGAAGUACCAUCUGGUCUCCAAUCACACAUCGUUCGUCGUUGUUGCCGAGAACACCAGUGGCAAGCCAGUGGAGGACACACUAAAGGUGGUCAAUGUGAAGCAACCUGAGCCCAUAGAGCAGGAGGAGGAUGUGAACACUACCUUCAAUGCACCAACAAUGUUCUUGAGUCAGCAGGUUCAGGGAUUCACAUCAAUUCCCUCUGUUUCUGCCACAAUGUGCGCACCACCAUCCCCAAGCAUCCUCCGUUCAGGUUCGCCACGUAAGAGGACUACCUCGAACAACGUGUCUCAAAUCCUAUCAGCACCAGUCCAACUUGACAUGUGCGAAGGAGAGGCACUGGAUGACUGCAAGGUGUCAUACUCAAUGUGCAAGUCUCAAAUGUAUGUUGAGGAGGAGAGGAUCAUCCCGACCGUCAAGGAGUCCAACGAGAUGAUGGAGCUCAUUCGUUCACAAAAGGCCAAUGGAAGCUGGUCCUCAGUUGGCUCAUUCAAGGUGCCAUCCGUGGCCAGCAUAGCCAAGUCAUUGCCAGCCGAUGUCUGGAUCACACUAUGUGUAAUCUGUAAACUAGAGUCGUCAUUCGCCGACAAGAAGGCACAAUGGCAAGCCAUUGUCACCAAGGCCAUCAAGUGGAUCAAGCAACAAUUGACCAAGGCUAGCAUGGCCGACAAGUAUGACCAACUUCAUGAGGCUGCUACCAAGGCAUUGUAA